Molecule: messenger RNA, 2448 nt
Organism: Phlebotomus papatasi
Lineage: Eukaryota; Metazoa; Arthropoda; Insecta; Diptera; Psychodidae
Product: uridine-cytidine kinase-like 1
Exons: 6
Coding region: 611-2272 (553 amino acids)
Cellular component (GO): cytoplasm
Molecular function (GO): ATP binding; kinase activity
Source: RefSeq, a predicted model, not a curated record
GAGAGCUGUGUGUUUACAAUUAAUAUUCCGAUUUGUAGUCGGAAAAGUGAUUGUUUUACCUAUUUGCUACCCUCGUGGGCAGUUUAGUGGUAUGCUGUGGGUGAAAUAGUGUGUAAAAUGUAGAAUAUCUAUAAAUAAUUGUGUGAAAGGGGGAAUUUGUCAAUUGAAAUUGUGUCAUUUAGGCCUUUUCGAUAAUGACUUGAGGCAUUGGUGUGAAAAAAAGUGGGACGCAUACAAACGCAAAAUAGUGUAAACGCCAUCACCAACACAGUAGUCCAAUAAAAAUGUCGGCACACGGAAAGCCGCAAUUGUUCGAUCCUCUGCACAGUUCAGCCAGUUCUGACACAGACAGGUAAAAGCAUGGCAUUUUUCCUUGUUUGCCAUUAGAUGCUGAACAUCCAUUGAGACAGUUCAUGCUCUAAUCUGGUGGUCCGGACAAGUUUUUUGUGUUGAAAAGUUAAGAUUUUUGGAUUUUGGAGUACGCGUGGCUUUUCUAGCGUGUGUAUCGCCCCCGCAUGGCUGUGAGCGAUUGUGGGGAAAUUCCUGUGAUUUUCCGUGAAAAUUCUUAGUGUUUUUUUUGUGUAUUAAACGUGUGCAGAAGUCCACAGAGAUGCCCCUCAAUGGAGAUGAUUGUGCUGAUGUUCUUCACAUUGAUGUGGCAGAUCGAAAUGAAUGCGGAGAUUCUGUGUUUCCGGACACACCGGGCAGUGCAAAUGGCACAGGAGAGAAUGGCUUAAUAGACUAUUGCUGCCCGGCAUCACCAACAACGGUGCCCCAUCAGUCAUGGAAGGGGUCUCAGACGCGUUCACCGCGUCCCAGACGCCAACGUACUACAUCCAUGAAUCAGACGACGACAAUCAGCUCGUCAGAGUCCAUUAUACGCUCACACAAUCGCACCAUUUACACAGCCGGCCGGCCGCCAUGGUACAAUUUUGCGGGGCAACAAGUGGAACCAUUCGUGAUUGGAAUCUGUGGCGGAUCGGCAUCAGGAAAGACAACAGUGGCACAGAAAAUAAUCGAGAGUCUCGAUGUACCAUGGGUCACUCUGCUCUCAAUGGACUGCUUCUAUAAGAUUCUCAAUAAGAAUCAGCAUGAAUUAGCAGAGAUCAACGAAUACAACUUUGACCAUCCAGAUGCUUUUGAUCUGGAAUUAAUGGUUGAUGUGCUGAGGAAACUGAAGGAGGGACGUAAAGUGGAAGUUCCUGUGUACAAUUUUGUUACACAUGCACGUGAACCCACAACUAAAACAAUGUAUGGCGCUAACGUGAUCAUUUUUGAGGGAAUUCUCGUGUUUCACAGUCCAGAAGUCCUCAAGAUGCUCGAUAUGAAGGUAUUUGUGGACACAGAUGCUGAUGUAAGAUUAGCCAGGCGUCUCAAGAGGGAUAUCAAUCAGCGCGGAAGGGAUCUCGAGGGUGUUCUGAAGCAGUACUCAACAAUGGUACAGCCUUCCUAUAUCAAUUACAUUGCUCCGAGCAUGGCACAUGCUGACAUCAUUGUCCCACGUGGUGGGGAAAAUAAAGUGGCCAUUCAACUUAUUGUUCAGCACGUUCACACGCAGCUUCAACUGCGUGGCUUCAAGCUGAGAGAAACUCUGGCUCAGUCCUAUAUUGGACAACCUAUGCCGGAUUCCUUGCAUUUAUUGCCGACCACGCCCCAAGUGAAGGGCCUCCAUACUUUCAUCCGAAGCCAUGCAACUCCACGCGAUGAGUUCAUUUUCUACUCCAAGCGCCUGAUUAGGCUCGUGAUUGAGUACGCCCUGGGAUUCCUGCCGUUUAAGGAUGUCAGUGUGGAGACACCACAGGGAGUCACAUAUUUUGGCAAGAGGUUGGGUAGCGAGAAAUUGUGUGGAGUGUCGAUUCUGAGGGCAGGAGAGACAAUGGAGCAAGCAGUUUGCGAUGUCUGCAAGGAUAUUCGCAUUGGAAAGAUUCUCAUUCAGACAAAUCAGACGACUGGGGAACCGGAGUUGUACUACUUACGGUUGCCAAAGGACAUUAAAGACUACCACGUGAUCCUGAUGGAUGCCACCGUGGCGACUGGAGCUGCAGCAAUGAUGGCAAUUCGUGUGCUGCUGGAUCAUGAUGUUCCCGAAGAGAAUAUUCUCCUGGUGUCAUUGCUGAUGGCAGAGAUUGGUGUUCAUUCUAUUGCAUAUGCCUUUCCCAAGGUGCGAAUCGUCACGUCGGCUCUCGAUCCUGAGAUCAAUGAGAAGUUCUAUGUGAUUCCGGGAAUUGGUAAUUUUGGUGACAGAUACUUUGGCACCGAACCAUCGAUUUAAACACAGAGGAGAUGCCUCAACACUUAACUCUUUCAUUUAAGUUCAUCUUCAUUUUCUAUAUCCCAUGAAGAAAAAACUUGCACAGCAAUUCUUUUUUUUAUUGACCUCCAGAGUCAUGGAACAAUGAUAGUAAGUUAUCGAUGAGAGAGGAGAAAAUAAAGAAAUUUUGCCUAAAA